AUGUCCACUAAUUACGAGACGUGUUGUGGUCACUGCAAACAGUUCGCAACAACAGGACAUCGACACAAACUGGCCGUUCAUUUGAAUGAAACGAAAUGUAUAUGUAAUGAAGAAAACUGUGGCAAACAUUUCAAAAGCAAAGUCAAUCUCAAUCAACACGAACUCAAACACACGAGAGACCCGCCAUUUGUUUGCGAUUUCGGUGAUUGUAAGCGAAUGCCUGGCCUUCUGUGCGCACUUAACAUCAUUAGUCCCAACCACUUGACACCUGCUUACUUCACACCGGCAGUCAGUUUCUAA
Molecule: messenger RNA, 300 nt
Organism: Oppiella nova
Lineage: Eukaryota; Metazoa; Arthropoda; Arachnida; Sarcoptiformes; Oppiidae
Source: the annotation of a GenBank genome assembly